Boleophthalmus pectinirostris (great blue-spotted mudskipper) is the source of this 6355-nucleotide messenger RNA. Its product is annotated as inactive phospholipase C-like protein 2. NCBI's taxonomy places the organism in Eukaryota, Metazoa, Chordata, Actinopteri, Gobiiformes, Gobiidae. Gene Ontology annotation, molecular function: phosphatidylinositol-4,5-bisphosphate phospholipase C activity. The coding region runs from base 181 to 3879 and encodes 1232 amino acids. The transcript is spliced from 15 exons. The record is from RefSeq and is a predicted model, not a curated record. Gene Ontology annotation, biological process: lipid metabolic process; intracellular signal transduction.
GCGGAAGGCGUGUCCCCUCCCCGCGUCUGUCCCCGCUCCGCCGCCGUCCCCGCUCCGCACACGCUGGGGGGAAGAGGUGCGCAUCCGCCCGCGGUACCAUGCUUCCCCUCCGCCGUCCCCCCGCGCACCUCUGAGCUCCAGCGCCGCGCACAUCCCCCCCGCCGCGACACGCAGCGCGCCAUGGCCGAGCGCGGAGAGAGGAAGACGGCCGUGGCUCCGCCGGCGGCUUCGUGGAAGGACGGAGCCAGACCGGCGAGUCCGGCGGCGGCGGCAGAGCGAUCCGCGGUGUCCAACGGGAACUGCGGCGUACCGGAGGCGGUCAGGCGGGUCCAGAGCGAGUGCUCGGCCGAGGCUUGGGACGCUGUCGGCGCAGACUCGGGCUCCAAGACCAUCCCGCGGCGCAGCAGUCUGAUCAAGGAGGGGUCGCGGUCUGGGCGGGACAGGAAGAAGACGGUGUCCUUCAGCAGCAGCCUGUCAGAGAAGAAGAUCAGCAGCGCGGCCGACUGCAUCCACGCCAUGGUGGAGGGCAGUGAGCUGAAGAAAGUUCGUCCAAACUCUCGUGUGUAUCACAGAUAUUUCCUGCUGGACACGGGGCUCCAGGCUCUGGGCUGGGAACCGUCCAAGAAAGAGUCCGACAAGGCACACGCAGAACACAUCAGCACUGGACUACUCACGAUUAGGGAUAUUCGUACCGGGCGGAACACGGAGACGUUCCGCUGCAGUGGGCUCUACGAUCAGAUCUCUGAGGACUGUGCCUUCUCCAUCAUCUACGGAGACCUGUACGACAGCCUGGACCUGGUGGCCCACAGCGCAGAGGUGGCAAACAUCUGGGUCACUGGACUCAGGUACCUGGUGCAGUACGGGCGCGGGGCUCUGGACCUGCUGGCGCGCUCUCAGGACAGCGUGCGCGUGGGCUGGCUGGAGCACAUGUUCACCAAGGCGGAGGAGGCGGAGCGUCUGGAGGAGGAGGAGCAGGGACUCCGCCUCCUGUCGGCGGUCAGGCUCAUCCAGGGAGUGAACCCCGGAGUGACCAGCACCAAACUGGAACAGCGCUUCAGAGAGCUGCAGAGGGCCAGAGACAGGGGCACAGGCGACAGGGGCACAGGCGACAGGAGCACAGGCGACAGGAGCACAGGCGACAGGGGCACAGACGGACUGACCAACGGAGCAGAGGCUGAGGCAGAGGGCAGGAGGACGGGCCGAGCGCUCAGGAACGAGAGGGUCUCCAGAGCCGACUUCAUCCAGGUGUUCCACGACUUCUGCACGCGACCAGAGAUCUACUUCCUGCUCGUGAAGUUCUCCAGCAACAAGGAGUAUCUGGACACCAAAGACCUGAGCCGCUUCCUGGAGGCCGAGCAGGGCAUGACUCAUGUGAGCGAGGACACGGCCCUGAAGCUGAUCCAGACCCAUGAGCCGUCGGCUCAGGGCCGGGAGCAGGCCUUCCUCUCUCUGGACGGCUUCACCAGUUACCUGACCUCCCCCGAGUGCCACCUGUUCGACCGUGACCAUAAGCUGGUGUGCCAGGACAUGAGCCAGCCCCUGUCUCACUACUACAUCAGCUCCUCCCACAACACCUACCUCAUCGAGGACCAGUACCGCGGGCCCUCCGACCUGUCCGGGUACAUCCGGGCGCUGCGUAUGGGCUGCCGCUGCGUGGAGGUGGACGUUUGGGACGGAGAUGGAGACGAGCCCGUGGUCUGUGCCGGACACACCCUCUCCCCUCCUCUCGUCUUUCACUGCGUCCUGGAAGCCAUCGGGCGCUUCGCCUUCGUGGCCUCGGAUUACCCGCUCAUCCUGUGCCUGGAGAACCACUGCUCCCUGCGGCAGCAGAAGGUGAUGGUGGAACACCUGCUGAGGAUACUGGGGGAUAAACUGUACCGAGAUGAGCCAAAGGAAGGAGAUCUGUACUUACCAUCGCCACAAGCCUUAAAACAUCGGAUUUUACUGAAGGGGAAGAAGCUCGGGUUGGGCGCGGUGAAGGAGGGCGAGGUCAGCGAGGAGGAUGAAGGUGCAGACAUGGUGGCCAAAAUGAAAGCCACAAAUAGCGGAGAAAAGGAGCAGAAAAAUGUAUCGCUAAACGUCUCCGCAAAUGCCAGUCCUCAGAAAACUUCACCCAGGAAGUUCAGGCUGCUGAAGGAGCUGUCAGACCUGGUGACGCUCUGCUCCUCCGUGCGCUUCGUGGACUUCCAGACCUCGUCCAGGACUCAGAAGCCGUGGGAGAUGUGCUCACUGCACGAGGCCCUGGCACUCAGGCUGGCCGGGGACAGUCCAGGGGACUUUGUGAACCAUAAUAAGCACUUCCUGACGCGCGUGUACCCCAGCCCCAUGCGCGUGGACUCCAGCAACAUGAACCCCCUGGACCUGUGGAAGUGCGGCUGCCAGCUGGUGGCCAUGAACUUCCAGACGGCCGGGCUGAUGAUGGACCUGGCGGCCGCCUGGUUCCGGCAGAACGGGAACUGCGGGUACGUGCUGCGGCCGGGCAUCAUGAGGCAGGAGGUGUCCUACUUCAGCGCAGACACCAGGGACUGUGUGCCCGGCGUGUCCCCGCAGCUGCUGCACGUCAAGGUGAUCAGUGGUCAGAACCUGCCCAAACCCAAAGGCUCCGGGGCCAAAGGGGACGUGGUGGACCCGUACGUGUACGUGGAGGUGCACGGGAUCCCGGCGGACUGCACCGAGAGGAGGACCAGGACCGUCACCUACAACGGAGACAACCCCAUCUUUGACGAGAGCUUCGACUUCCAGAUCAACCUCCCCGAGCUCGCCAUGGUGCGCUUCGUGGUGCUGGACGACCACUUCAUCGGGGACGAGUUCAUAGGUCAGUACACCAUCCCUCUGGAGUGCCUCCUCCCCGGGUACAGACACGUGCCCCUGCAGUCCCUCACCGGCGAGGAGCUGCCCCACGCCCGCCUCUUCGUCCACGUGGCCCUCACCAACCGCCGAGGGGGAGGCAAGCCCCACAAACGAGGCCUGUCCGUGAGGAAGACCCGAAAAGGCCGAGAGUACACCGCCCUGAGGGACCUGGGGCUGAGGCCUGUGGACGAGGCCUUUAAGAUGGCCGGCCCCCUGCUGAGAGAGGCCACGGACCUCAGGGAGAACAUGCAGAAUUCCAUCGGUCUGUUCCGGGAGCUCUGCGGCGUGUCUGCGGUGGCGAGCCUCAUGCAGUGUGUGUUGGCCCUGAGCUCCAGCGUGUGGGGGCCGGACGGGGCCCCUCUGCUGCUGUUCGACCUCAGGGACCAGUACCCCGUCCUGGAGCCUGUGGGGCCCCUGCCGGAGAUCCUGCGCCGCCUCGUCACCACCUACGAGCUGAUGGUUCAGGCGAGUCGAGCUGUGAUGGAGCAAAGUGACGGACUCCACCAGAAGAUCCUCCACAUCCAGACCACAGCCAUGGAGUUCCACGAGGGGCUGCAGGUCAUGGCGUCGAGGGAGGGGCUUAAAGGUCGAAAGGUCACGAGAGCCCUGGAGAGCUUCAGCUGGAACAUCACCAUCCUGAAGGGUCAGGCCGACCUCCUGAAACACGCCAAGGCCGAAGUCCAGGAGAACAUGAAGCAGAUCCACGACGCCGCCAGAACCGGGAACCUCAGCAAACACAGUCCAGGGACCCGCCGAGUCCAGGUCCAGACCCGGGCCAGUCCGGACCAGACCCGGGCCCAGGACCAGGACCGGGCCCAGGACCACACCCGAGUCCAGGACCACCCCCGGGUCCAGGACCACACCCGGGUCCAGGACCACACCCGGGUCCAGGACCACCCCCGGGUCCAGGACCACCCCCGGGUCCAGGACCACCCCCGGGUCCAGGACCACACCCGAGUCCAGGACCAGCCCAGAUCCAGCCCGGACCAGCGGAGGGGUCACCACGGCGCCAGGGGGACGUCCACGUGAGAGCCAAUCAGGAGAGAGCUCUGACUAUUUAAGGACCAAUCAGGAGAGAGACGGCAGCAGGCGGACGUGAGCCUCCGUCACGCCGCCGCCGCCGUCACCAUGACGACCGCUCCUCCUGCUCAGAGCUGGAGGACGACGUCUCUCUCUCUUUCCUCUCUUUGCUCUCCUGUCAUCCCUCUCUCUCUCUCUGAACUUUCAUCUUUCUUUCCUUUUCACUCGCUCUCUCUCCCCUCUUUUUCUUUUCUCUCCCCCACUCUUCUCUCUCUCCGAUGCCCGUUCUUUGUCCCCUCCUCUCCCUUUGCUCUCCUCUUUUCUCUCCCCCCUCCCCUUAUCCCCCAUCUCUCUCCUCUCUUCCCCCUCUCUUCUCUCUGCUCUUUCCCCCCUCUUGGGUCUCACCUCUUUCUUCCCCCAUCUUCUCUCCCUCUCUUUCUCUCUCUCUCCCCUCGCUGUCUCCCCUCUCUUCGCUCUUCCCUUUCUCCUCUCUUCUCUGUCUCUUCUCUCUCUCCCUCUGUGUGGGAGUGUGAUUGUAGUGAAGCCAUUGGACAGGUUCUCUCUCUGUCCCUGCGUCCCUCUGUCCCUCUGUCCCUGUACAGUGUGUGUGUGUGUGUGUGUGUGUGUGUGUGCGUGUGUGUGUGCGCGUGUACGCGCGCGUGUGUGUGCGCGCGCGUGUGUGUGUGUGUGUGUGCGCAUCACGUCUGUGCGUCUCAAACAUCAUUUUUGAUAAAAACAAAUCAGGAAACAAACCGACGCAAAAACCAACUGAAGACGGAGGCUCCCAUUUCUCAAGAAACGCGAGUGUGUGUGGGCGGGGACAGGGGGACAGGGGGACGACAGGACACACCAGCAUUUUAUAACCUGUAAUUCCGGACAAAACCAAACAAAAUAAAAAAACAGUGACUGGUUUUGUCUGACGGGAGCGUUCGUUUUGUCUCGUUUCGCUGCAGGGACGUGUCUAACUCGCUGCUUUUUUUAUCAUGUUGUGAAAUAAAAAAGUACAAAUAGUAAAAAUAAAAACACCAAAAACCUCACGUAUCGCAGGUUCAUAUGAACAAUUCAAGACCAAAAUAACGAGGCUCAGGCAGCGUUCAGACUGCAGCCUGAAGUGACCCAAAUCCAAUUUUUUGGCCCCUAUAUGACCUGGAUCUGAUCUUUUAAUGUCAGUCUGAACCACACAGAUCCGAUUUUUUCAAAUGUGACCCAGGACACUUGGAUCUGUGCUCCUGAAACUGAUCCAUAUCUGAUCUUUAACAUGUGACUUCAGUGUGAACGGUCAGGUCACAUUCAUCCACCUACACGUCAUCAACAAGACACAAACGUCACUAUUCUGCGCUGAAGUAGAGAAAACUGUUCAUGAUCCAUGUGACUGAAGUGAAGCACAUCUCCACUCACCACAAAACACCACCACCAAAAACCUCGUCCUUCUCCUUCUCAAUCUCCUCCUUAAAACAAGUAAGUUGUUCAUGUUCUGGCUCUGGUACGAGAGGAACUAUAAAAUCUCCAGGUGCUCGAUGCUGCGUCCAUGUUUGGACAACUUCUGUAAACACAGAGACGCUCGCUGCGGUUGACGUCGUCGUGUCUCCAGUGUCACAUGUGGGACACUUUUGGGCCGUUUAAUGUUCACACUGGAGUCACAUACAAGUCACAUUUAAUUGGAAACCAGCGGCACGGUGGCUGAGUAGCUAGCACUCAUGCCUCACAGCAAGAAGGUUCCGGGUUUGAUCCCCAGGUCGCCCGGGCCUUUCUGUGUGGAGUUUGCAUGUUUCUCCCUGUGUCUGGAUGAGUUUCCUCCAGACGCUCCGGUUUCCCCCAUCAACCCAAAACAUGCUCCAGGUCUCCAAGAACAGUUGAUAGUCGAGGUCAGUUAAAAACAAUCGAUCAUAAUGAUAAUAAUAAUAAUCAAUGAACCUGUCCAGGGACGACAGGUGGAGAUCAGCACUGAUGCUACAACCUGAUGUACAAACAUCUCUCCUGUUCAGGUAAAAAUGCAAAAAAUUGUGCGCUGUCCCUGUCUCAAAUAAAUAAAUAAAUAAAAUUAAAUAAACAACCUCGCAAAAACAUCGGAUUUCACAAAAAAAUCUGAAUUGAGCGUUAAGUCCUGCAGUCUGAACGUAGUUUCAGUUAUAUUUACAGUUUUGUGGGACAGUUGGAGAAGCUUUCGUCCUCUUCUGUCCGACGAAGUGUUCGCCCCCUCGGCUCGAUUCACGCUCCUCGGACUUGGACCAACGUCGGUUUGGUCGAUUCCCAGACUGAGCUUUAGCGCCCUCUGCUGGUGCUUUAACAGAACACAGCGCUGACGUGAGAAACGUUCAGAAAUAUAAAUCCAGUGACGUUUCUGCGCUGGGAAGGAGUCUGUUUACGGACGAAACGGGAGCAGAAAUCAGACGGAAAAAUAAAAAUAUACACAAACAGAACAAACUAAACGCUCCUGUCAGACAAAAAGACACGUUAAAUCUUAAAACUGAAAAUAAAAUAAAAU